Molecule: messenger RNA, 1011 nt
Organism: Effrenium voratum
Lineage: Eukaryota; Dinophyceae; Suessiales; Symbiodiniaceae
Source: the annotation of a GenBank genome assembly
AUGACCGACAUCCGAUCGACGCCGGCGGGAUCGAUACCGCCGGUGAACCCUGCUCCCGUGGGCCUUGAUGCCGUCGUUCCAUUCCAGAUCGACGCGCUGGACGCGCGCGGCCGCGCCGUGCUGCUGGGCGAUGCGCUCGACGGUAUCCUUGCCCGCCAUGACUAUCCCGAACCGGUCGCCCGCCUUCUGGGUGAGAUGACGGUGCUGACGGUGCUUCUGGGCACCUCGCUCAAGUUCGAGGGCAAGUUCAUCGUCCAGGCGCAGACCGACGGCCCGGUCUCGCUGCUCGUCGUCGAUUUCGUCACGCCGGGCACGGUGCGCGCCUAUGCCAGGUUCGACGAGGGUGCGGUCGAUGCCGCGGUUGCGGCCGGCCACGCCCGGCCCGAAGACCUUCUGGGCACGGGCACGCUGGCGCUGACCGUCGACCAGGGCGCCUACAUGAACCGCUAUCAGGGCAUCGUUCAACUCGACGGGGCUUCGCUCGAGGAGAUCGCGCGCAACUACUUCCGCCAGUCCGAACAGAUCCCCACCGAGCUUCGCCUCGCCGUGGGCCGGCUCUCCGUGCGCGGCGAUGACGGGUCCAUGCGCCAGUUCUGGCGUGCCGGCGGAAUCGUCGCCCAGUUCCUGCCCGAUGCGCCCGAGCGCAUGGGCGCGACCGACCUGCAUCCGGGCGAGGCGCCCGAGGGCGUCGAGAUUCCGACGCUCGAGGACGACGAUGCCUGGUCCGAGGUCAAGGCGCUGGUCGGCACGGUCGACGAUGACGAACUGAUCGACGAGGGCGUCGGCGUGCACGCGCUGCUGUUCCGGCUUUUCCACGAGCGCGGCGUCCGCGUCUUCGAUGCGCAGGACAUCCGCGAGAAAUGCACCUGCACCCGCGACAAGGUGGCCGGCGUUCUUGCGUCGCUGUCCGACGAGGACGUUGCCGAGGCGACCCGUGACGGCAAGAUCACGAUCACCUGCGAAUUCUGUUCGACCGUCUAUGAGUUCGCGCCCGGUGACGCGAAAACGUGA